UAAUAAUACGUGAAAGCCUCAAUGAUUCUGUCAGCGAAGUACAAAAUGUAGAAAAUGUAUUUGAAUUGCUUAAAAAGUGUAAUAUAAACUACAGCAAUAUGGAUAACAGAGUUUUGCGAUCGGUACGACGUGAAAUGACACGGGAUGAGUGUAGAAAAUGUUUACGCUAUCUAGAAUUAGAUGCUUAUGGGAAUAUGGUAUCAGUCUUGCGUGCUCAAGGGCCUUUAACUAGUAACAAACAAAGAUUGCUGCAAGAACUUGCUAAAAUUCUUCAUAUAUCUAAUGAAAGACAUCGUGCAGAAGUACGUAGAGCUGUUAAUGAUGAAAAACUCACAAUGAUAGCUGAGCAGUUAAAUGGACCAAAUACUGCUAUAGACUGGAUCAUGGAAGGCCGUCGCUCAACUCCACUUUUACCUAGACUGAAAGCAAGAAAUGCUUUUACAAUGUUAGCAAACAGUCUAUCACUUGCAACUUCGCGUGCUAAUGACAAUUGUCCGAUCGAAGAAAACAAGGAGGAAGAAAAAGAGGUACUAGAUGAAUCCAAGAUAUGUUUCAAAAUUGAAAAAAAGUCAACAAUUGAAGCAGGAUCAUGUAAUGCUCAAGGAACCAUCAACUGUAAGAAAAGAUCAAUACACGAAGCAAAUAAGGUACUAAAUAUUGACAAGGAUCAAGAAAAAAGGCCUAUAAAAAUCAAACAAGAUCUUUCCUCAUUUUCACCACCACAUAAGGUCUUGGUGUUAUCUUCUAAUUCAUUGGAGACAUUGAAUCAUGCUAAUGAGAAUGAAACAUCAAUUGAAGCUAAGAUGGAGCAAAGUGAAACAACUAUUACAGCGCAUCCAGGUGUUACUAUUAUCCCACUAUCUGUAACAUGUGCAGGAUCUAGUCGAAUAGUAGCACCUUCUAAGGAUGUACUCUCAGAGAGUACAAAUACUUUGGUAUCAGUUCAUUCAAGUAUGAACUGUAAUACCAAGGUUACUACAUGUGCAACUAAUUCCACCAAGAACAAAGAUAAAACAACAGUACAAAAUAAGCAUAAUACAAAAUUAUCAGUGAAUACUGGAACAUUCGAUAGUUUACCACACACCAGAAAUAAUGAUACACAAUCAGAAAACCAAGAUAUACAAUUAGGUGCUCCAACUUCAAAACCUGAAGUAAUAAAUACCAGUCCUUGUGUAAAAAAUGUACCUUCGACAGUGCAAUCUAACGUGAAAACUGUUUCGUCUAUUAAAUCUGCUAUAUCAACUUAUGCACGAUUUACAGCUCCUGGAACUAUGGUAUCAAGCGGUCCUGGUCCACCUACUGUUAAAUCUGUGGUAACAACAUUAGCAUGUAAAAAACUGCCAGUUGCGAUAAUCAAUCAAUCUACUGCUAAAAUGCGUGUGACAUUAAAUUCUGAUAAAACUGUAAAUAUAACUAAUCAUCCUAAUACAAAAUUAACGACUAAGACUAAUGUAAUAGUGAUACAAAAAGGAAGUAACAAAGGCAUAAUGCUGUCUCAUGCAGGCAAGGAAGUAUUAGGGAAAGUAAUAAUGGGAGGAAAGAAAUUAUCUGUUGCUAACCAACAAAAUCCAAGUACUGUUAACAUUUUGCCACAUUCUAUCAAUUUAGACAAUGGCAAUCAAGCACCAACAAUGUUAACAGCUACGCAUGUAGAUACUAUAAAAACAAGUAUAAAGGAAGGAGAUAGCAAUGAAGUGCAUUUAAAAGAUACUGGAUCUUCUUUGAAAACUAACAGUACGAUUACUACAUUAGAAGAAACAGUAUGUAGAAAAUCUAAAGAAGUCUGCAAAAAAAUUCAUUCCCAAGUAGACAAUACUAUGGAUCUUACAAAACUUAAAAAAAAUGAAGAUCAUACAAAUCAUAAGCUAUUUGCAGAUAUGCAAGAUAAUUCUCCAAGUAAUCUACAGAGAGAAGAUUCGAUAUGCGGUAUGGAGAUCAAUACCAGUAUAUUUGAAAAUGGAUUUCAAUCGACUGACAUUAACUUAGAAAAUUUUGAGUGCCUGGUUGAAAAUGGUGAUCAUAUCCCAGAAGAUAAAAACAAUUCGAUAUCUGUUACUUAUAAAACAAACCCGAGUGAUUCGUAGUAGUAGAUUAAGAUCUUAAGAAAACAUUUUUCAAUGCUAUAAUAAAAAAAAAGGCUCAUGAUGAUUUAUAGUUUCGAAAACAUACAUUUUAUAUAAGAAUAUGUAUAUGUUCUAUUCAUAAAAUAUUUUAAUACUUUAAAAAUGAAAAAAAAUGUAAUAUAUAUAUAUAUAUAUAUAUAUGUGUGUGUGUAUGUAUAUAUAUAUAUAUGUAUAUAUAUCGUAUUUUCAGUCCAAUAAUUGUUAGAACAUAUGUAUGUGUGUGUGUGUAUAUGUGUAUAUAUAUAUAUAUAUAUAUAUAUAUAUAUAUAUAUAUAUAUAUACAUACACACACAUACACAUUGUUUUUUAAAUAUUAAAACAAAUUAUUAAUCGUGAAACAAAUUAAUUAUAAAAUAAGAUCAAGUUAAAAGUCGGACUGAUUUUUUAUAGCAUAAACAAAUAAGCGCAAAUCAUUGUAAACAAAAUUAUUGCGAUUAUGCACAACUAUCGUGACUUGCAGUAGUUUUUUCUUUUUAUACGAAAGAGUGACACCCAGUGCACGGAUUAAAAUAUUUAUAUCUUAUAAUAUAGUAUAUUUAAUGUUCAUUAAUAUACAUCAGUUUCUUAGUGUAAUAAUUAUUAUUAUUAUUAUUAUUAUAUCAUUAUUAUUAUUAUAAAAACAAAUUGGUUGUGAUUAUUUUAUAUAAUUGUAAUGGAUACAAAAUGAUCUAAGAACACACAUGA
Vespula vulgaris is the source of this 2807-nucleotide messenger RNA. Its product is annotated as BRCA2-interacting transcriptional repressor EMSY. Gene Ontology annotation, cellular component: nucleoplasm. Bases 99 to 2084 code for a protein of 661 amino acids. NCBI's taxonomy places the organism in Eukaryota, Metazoa, Arthropoda, Insecta, Hymenoptera, Vespidae. The record is from RefSeq and is a predicted model, not a curated record. Gene Ontology annotation, biological process: regulation of DNA-templated transcription. The transcript is spliced from 14 exons.